Messenger RNA from Trichomycterus rosablanca, 2412 nucleotides. It is a transcript of the gene ecel1, whose product is annotated as endothelin-converting enzyme-like 1. The transcript is spliced from 18 exons. NCBI's taxonomy places the organism in Eukaryota, Metazoa, Chordata, Actinopteri, Siluriformes, Trichomycteridae. Gene Ontology annotation, molecular function: metalloendopeptidase activity. The coding region runs from base 1 to 2412 and encodes 803 amino acids. Gene Ontology annotation, biological process: protein processing. The record is from RefSeq and is a predicted model, not a curated record. Gene Ontology annotation, cellular component: plasma membrane.
AUGUUCCACACAUUCCCUAACAAAUCCAAACCCCAUUCGCCCGUCUCGCUGGAGAAGACCUACUCCCUAACGGCACACUACGACGACUUCCAGGAGGUCAAGUAUGGCAGCCGGUACAGCAGCAAUGGCAUGAGCCUGACCCUGGGUGGCUCUCUGGAUCGCAGCGGGCGAUCCAGAGGUGGGGCAGCGGGCGGGGCGGCAUGUAAAUCCUCCACGCCUGAGAGGUGGAGCCGGCGCGAGAUCUGCUUGCUCUCGGCGCUGGUGUUCGCCGGUGGCGUGUGCGUGAUCCUGGGCUGCAUGUUGGGACUCAAACUGAUGUGGAUGGACGGUCAGGAUACCCAGUGCCUGCGGGAGUGUGGGACGGUGCGGCGCUCGCUGCUCAGGGCGGCGCGAUUCGUGCAGGCCAACGUGGACCCCAGCGUGGCGCCGUGCCACGACUUUUACAGCUUCGCGUGCGGCGGGUGGUUGCGCCGACACGCGAUUCCCGAGGAUAAGCUCAGCUACGGCGUCAUCACGGCCAUCGGCGAGCAGAACCAGGAGAAGCUGCAGCACCUGCUGGAGGAACCGGUCGGACGGAACGAGCCGGAAAGUGCUGAGAGAAAGGUGAAGGAGUUCUAUCGCUCCUGUGUGAACAUCCAGGAGAUCGAUCGGCUCGGAGCCCAGCCCAUGCUGGAGGUGAUCGACAGUUGCGGCGGGUGGGACCUGGCAGACGCCGCGCCCGGAGGGGCAGGCUGGGAGAGCGGCUCCGCCCCGACCAGGCCGAACUUUGACGAGAUGCUUUACAGGACCCAGGGUGUUUACAGCACGGCUGUGUUUUUUUCUCUUACGGUCAAUGUGGACGAUAAGAACUCGUCACGUAACACGAUGCGAAUUGAUCAGGAGGGACUGACGUUACCUGAGAGAACUCUGUACCUGGGUCAAGAUGAGGACAGUAUCAAGAUCUUGGCGGCUUACAAGGCACUCAUGGAGAGGCUGCUGAGCAUGCUGGGAGCUCAUAACGCCACCGUGAAGUCACGCGAGAUUCUGGAUCUGGAGGCGAGACUGGCUAACAUCACUGUGUCAGAGUUUGAGGAUCAGAGGAAAGACACGAGCAGCAUGUACAAUCGAAUCACGCUCAAACAGCUCCAGCUCAUGGCUCCUGGUAUACACUGGAAGCGACUGCUGGAUAGAAUCUUUCACGAUCAUUUCUCAGACGAUGAGGAGAUUGUGGUUCUGGCUACCGAUUACAUGCAUAAAGUCUCGGACAUCAUCAAAAACACCUCCAAAAGGGUUCUCCAUAACUACAUGUUGUGGCGGAUCGUCGCGGCUCUCAGCGAGCAUCUAUCCACCGCGUUCCGCAGCACCAUCCACGAGUUCUCGCGCGAGAUCGACGGAACCGAGCGGCAGCUGGAACUCGCCCGCUUGUGUCUCAACCAGGCCAACAAACACUUCGGCAUGGCGCUCGGGGCCCUCUUCGUCCAGCGCUACUUCUCCUCUCACAGCAAGGCCAAGGUACAGGAGCUGGUGGAGGACAUUAAACACUCGCUGGAUGUCAGACUGCAGGAACUCGACUGGAUGGAUGAUGAGACCAAGGAGGCAGCGAGAGCCAAGCUCCAGCAGAUGACGGUGAUGACCGGUUACCCAGACUUUCUGUUAAAGCCAGAGCUUAUUGAUCAGGAAUACAAGUUUGAAGUAAAUGAGAAGACCUACUUCAAAAACGUCUUGAACAGCAUCAAGUACAACAUCAACCUGUCCAUAAACAAGGUCCACAAAGAGGUGGACAAAUCCAACUGGCUUCUUCCACCCCAAGCUCUAAAUGCGUACUAUCUACCAAACAAGAACCAGAUGGUAUUCCCGGCAGGAAUUCUCCAGCCGACUCUGUACGAUCCAGAAUUUCCGCAGUCUCUGAACUAUGGAGCAAUUGGAGCGAUUAUCGGACACGAGUUAACCCACGGCUACGACGACUGGGGUGGGCAGUACGAUCGAUACGGUAACCUGAAGCAUUGGUGGACCGAUAAGUCGUACAGGAAGUUUCAGAAGAAAGCCGAGUGCAUCACCAAACUGUACGACAACUUCACCGUCUACAACCAGAGAGUGAAUGGUGAGCUUACUCUUGGUGAGAACAUUGCUGAUCUUGGUGGCCUGAAACUUUCCUACUAUGCGUAUCAGAAGUGGAUAAGGGAUCACGGUCCUGAGAGACCACUGCCGGGCCUCAAAUACACACACGAGCAACUGUUCUUCAUAGCGUUCGCUCAGAACUGGUGUAUGAAGAGACGCUCUCAGUCCAUCUACCUUCAACUGCUGACCGAUAAGCACGCUCCUGAACACUACAGAGUCAUCGGCAGCGUGUCUCAGUUUGACGAGUUCGGACGUGUGUUCCACUGCCCCAAAGGUUCACCGAUGCAUCCGGUCAACAAGUGCUCAGUCUGGUGA